AUGUCCUUCUUACAGGUUAUGCGCCCGUUCAUUAUAUUUGUAUUGGUUUUUGUGGUAGUCUUUGGUAUGAUUUCGAACUGGUAUAUGUUCAGAAUGAUGACAUUACCGGCUAUAACAGGAGGACUACUACUUCCUUGGUGUGGAUUUAUGUUUGGAUGUUUUAUGUCAAUUAUAACACGUCGUUCUCCAGAAGAUGUGACCGCUAUCGCCAUAGAGACGGGAGUCCAAAAUACAGGAAUUGCUAUUCUAGUCAUUAAGGCAUCUUUCUCACAACCAGAUGCGGAUAUUGGGGCAGUAAUUCCAGUGAUAGUUGCCUGUUUUACACCUGGUCCUCUGCUACUUGGUGCUUUCAUACAUUUGACAAUUAAAAUGGUGAAAAGAAGAUCGGCGAGUGUAUGCCCUCUUUUUAUAAUUUUACAAUUCCUAGUGAAAAUACUGGACUAA
Molecule: messenger RNA, 444 nt
Organism: Angiostrongylus costaricensis
Lineage: Eukaryota; Metazoa; Nematoda; Chromadorea; Rhabditida; Metastrongylidae
Source: the annotation of a GenBank genome assembly